Messenger RNA from Meloidogyne enterolobii, 322 nucleotides. Lineage: Eukaryota; Metazoa; Nematoda; Chromadorea; Rhabditida; Meloidogynidae. The record is from the annotation of a GenBank genome assembly.
AAUGGGACUUUGCCAAAGUGAAGAAGAGAAAAAACAAACAAAAAAUAGUAAAAUGAUCGACAAAAGUAUACGUGAAAUUGCUGAAGGGGAGGAUAAACAAAUUAAAUUACUUUUACUUGGUGCCGGAGAAUGCGGUAAAAGUACAUUAAUGAAACAAAUGAGAAUUCUUCACAGCGAUGGAUUUACUGAAGAAGAACUUUUACAACAAAGAUCUGUUGUUUAUUCAAAUACUGUUCAUGCAAUGGCCGAACUUCUUAGAGGAAUGAAUUUAUAUAAAAUUGGAUUUACAGAACCGAAAAGAAUGGUAAAAUAUUUAAAAUAA